GUUACUCGUCGAGUCUCAGUGAUCCUUGGAUGUUCUUCAAAAUCAGCAUAACGUGCCGGUGGGUCAACUGAUGUAUGCUGAUUUGCUACAGUUCACUUCCUACGUUCUCCUCGUGUGGUCGUGAGGCUGUUCAGCCCAGAGCGGUAUCUAGAGCGGUUCCCAGCCUGAGUCAAGCUAUAUCGCCCACAGCAAGUUAUCACCUGAGCGAGGGCUUCUGCUGAAGUUAGGAAACUUUAACUUACUCUUUCCCCAAACGCACCGUGCUUCUCCGCAUAAGGCGUUGCUCGUUCUCAUCCCUUUCCCACUCCCCCCACUUACGAUAUCUUCUUCGAAUGGUUUCCCAUCACUUUGAUCCAUGUGAUUAAGACAUAACCCUCGCUAUCUCCUUAUUGGCCAAUUCACGCGCGUCUUGGCAUCAUGUCAAAUGAACGUUCAACCGACCCUAUCUCGGUCCCAUCUUCUUCUGCGCAUCGACGCCGAGCAUCCUUGGCCUCAGGCCUUUCCUUUGCGGAUUAUCUAUCUAGGUCCGGCAGCCAGGGACAUUCUGCGGGCGCACCCACGGGCUCUAUGGAUAGUUCAGUGGGUAAUGCACCACCCAGUCAAGGUCGACGACUGUCCAUCACCACCUUGGGGCUCGCUGGAUCUCCGAAUCAAUCGUCCCCAUGGGGAAGCAAAAGCAUGCGGCAUGGCAGCAUUUCCAGCUCAGUUGGAUCCGGUUCGGCAAAUCUAGAAGACGCUGUCGUUGAAGACAGUGAGAGUGGCGGACCAUCUAGCGCCGCUCCUCACUCUCCAUUCGCGCGACGUCUUUCUUUUGGCGCGCAAGCGCUACGAGAUGCUCGUGCUGGCAGCAUUAGCAACGGCGAAGGCUUCAACUGGUCUGAAGCCCUGCGAACCCGGGCCGAGCGUGCCCCAUCCUUGGGAAUAACUUCGCCCAACACGCCUCAAACCCAGCUCUUAAGCGGCUCAGGCCAGCAAUGUCACCACCAGCGGGCUACCUCGAUUGCUUCGAUGGAGCAACCGACUCGCGAAAUUCCCAAGCAACCCAAACAGAACAAGCCUGACUUUUUUCAGGAGAAGAUUCUUCGCGGCGAUUUCAUGGAUUAGUGUGACCAGUUUACUCCCCACUUCAAUUCGAGCCUGCUACUGCCCCCCAGUUGUAGUCACGUUUGAUAUCUUCAGAGCAGAGGUUCAGGAUUGGUUGAUCUGUUUUGCCUUACCAUGGACUUAUAGGAGGGAUUUAUCAUCAACCAGAGAAACCUUGAAAA
This is a messenger RNA of Aspergillus brunneoviolaceus CBS 621.78, 1265 nucleotides long. RefSeq lists its product as uncharacterized. Lineage: Eukaryota; Fungi; Ascomycota; Eurotiomycetes; Eurotiales; Aspergillaceae. The transcript is spliced from 3 exons. Bases 418 to 1104 code for a protein of 228 amino acids. The record is from RefSeq and is a predicted model, not a curated record.